This is a messenger RNA of Vespa velutina, 3401 nucleotides long. RefSeq names its product putative defense protein 3. NCBI's taxonomy places the organism in Eukaryota, Metazoa, Arthropoda, Insecta, Hymenoptera, Vespidae. The transcript has 5 exons. The record is from RefSeq and is a predicted model, not a curated record. Gene Ontology annotation, molecular function: oxidoreductase activity, acting on metal ions. The coding region runs from base 397 to 885 and encodes 162 amino acids.
AUAAAAGUAUAUAAUUUAUUCUUAAAUACUUUAUACUUUCUAUUUAAUAGACGACUGACAUUUGAAAAAGUAACUUUUUAAUAUAUUUGAGUAAAAAAACAAAAUAAGGCGAUAAAAUAUUACAACAGCGAGAAAGGAUCGAGUGAAAGUAACAAUUCGCUAAAGCGGAUUGAGACUUUGCCAAUGAAUGGUGGGAUUCCAGUGACAUUUGACUUACUCGCAAGAGAUCGGUUAUUGCAGUUUCUUUCGUGCACCUCUCUGAGGAGGACCAACGAAAUCAAGUGAAAGCAAGUUUUAGGAUAUUUCAUUCCGAUUUAAAACUAAUUAAAAAGUAAGCGUCUAAUCAAUGACGAUCAUUCUAAAUCGGUAAAGUUAAGCCACAAGGAUCUUCCAAAGAUGAGUUGGUUUAGGAAUCUUAUAUUUACGAUAUCAACAAUUGCCCUUUCUUCGGUACCCGUUUCCGGUUUUCCUGAUGGUGCACCAGUAGAUGCAUGUGUCAAACCACGACCGAAUCAACCCUAUCACGGGGAUGCACGUAGUCAACCCUUGAAUAAAAACCCUUAUACGUUAGUAGCCUCGUCAUCUGAAUACAUUCCAGGAUCGCAAAUUACCGUAACUAUUAGUGGUUCAUCUUUCAAAGGAUUUUUCUUACAAGCACGCGAUUCUAAUACCAAUAGCUGGAUUGGUUCUUGGGCACAAACUCCAAAUACAAACACCCAUCCUGAAUGCAGUGCUGUAACGCAUGCAGAUCCACGUGAAAAACAACAGGCUACUCUUAUUUGGAAUGCACCACCAAAUACUCGAGGCCAGGUUUAUUUUACUGGUACUGUUUUAAAAGAAUACGCGAUAUUUUGGUCGGAUUUGGUUGCACGUGUGGUCCAAUGAAAAAAAAAAGGGAAAAAUUCAAUGCAAGUAUAAUAUAUGAUUUAACACGUAGUAAUACUCGUAUUUUGAUAAUUUCGGAAAGCAAAAUGUCGUUUAUGGUGAUAUUGUAUAAUAACGUCUAUGGUGAUAUUGUAUCGAUGCAAAAUAAUCGAUAUUAGAAUCAAUUAAUAUUUAUCGAAGUAUUCUACACUUUUAUUCAAUUUUUUAAUUCUACUUUUUUAUUCAAUUCUUUAAUAAACUAAUGAUUUUAAUAAAAAGAACUAUUAAAAUGAUUAUCGAUAGUAAGUAUAUCAUCGUUUCAGAACAAAGUUACAUAAGAACCAUUAAAUUCUUUCUAAGACACGCAGUAUUGAUAAACGAUGCAGAUAUAUUAUCUUUCAGCAGACGAUGUUGCGUAAAAAUUGAUCGAUCAAAUGCCAAAGAUAAUUAAAUGAACUCUCAUGGGUAACUUAUUAAUGAAAUAUUGUUUCUGGUGAUUCAACGUCAACGAGAUCUAAUGUGAUCUUUGUUAGAAAAAAGUCGAAGACUAGUCAAGAAGGUUUUUGCUUUGGUUUCGUUAAAAACGACUAAAAAAGAUAUAUAUGUAUGUUUGUGUGUGUAUGUCUAUAAAGAUAAAAUAGCCUGGAGAUACGACUACGAUGUAUGGCAAAGGUAUUCGACUCGAUUAAAAUUGCACAACGAUCGAUCGAGGAAGGUGAUUUUAGCUUGAUUCCUUUCGCCAUUAACGCACAAACUCGUUGGACUUCAUGCUGUGAAAUAGAUUGGCAAUAUGAACUUAUUGUUAGUUGCUCGUCGAAAAGGGUUUCACUGUUCGAUUCUCGUUAAUGGAAGGAUCGAGGAGGUUGCGUAUUGCGUAAGAUCUCAGCGGUAAGUAAAAGUGUGUCCUACUUCAGAUAAAGAGAAAGAGAAGGAGAGAGAGAGAGAGAGAGAGAGAGAGAGAGAGAGAGAGAAAGAGAAAGAGAGGAAAAGAGAAUUAUGACGUUAAAAACUAGUUGUUCCUUCUACGCAACAACGAAUUCUCAAAAAAGUUUCCCCGUUUUCGUAAUAUGAAACAACAUUCCUCCGCUCGAUUUAUUCGGUUCUUCGGAAAGUAAUUUCGUUUUUUCCCAACAGAAGAAUUAGUUGUAUUUUUAAGCAGCUAACUUCAAACAAGGAAGAAGUUAUAUGGCGUGUAUGGAAAUGCCUUAAUAAAACGCCAGUUCCAGAACUGGUUUGCAAAAUUUCAUUUCGGCAAUUUUGAUAUUGAAAAUGCACCAUAUUCUGGAAGGCCAAUUGAAACUGACAAAAUAAAACAAAUCGACAAAUAAUAAUACGAGAAAUCUCUACAAGAUUAAAUUUAUCGAAUUCGAACGUUUAUGAUCACGUGAAAUGACUUGGUUUCCUUUCGAAGCUCGAUAUAUGGGUUUUACAUAUCCUUAAAAAAGUGAUUUGCUCGUAUUAACAUCUGUGAAUUGCUUCUCAAGCGUCAAGAAAAUGAUCCAUUUCUAAAGUGAAUCAUAAUUGGAGCAGAAGAAAUGAGCUCGCUCAAAGCACUUCGAAAACCGGUACUCAUAAAAAAAGUGAUGUUUUCUGUUUGGUAAGAUACUAAGCGAAUUGUUUUAUUUAAACUUCUAUCUAAUAAUUCCACAAUUAAUUCGGAAAUGUACUACCAUCGACUGGAAAAGUUUCAUUAAAAAUCAUUGAAUGAUUUCAUUAAACAAAAUAUGUCAGAAUUAAUUAACAGAAAAGGUAUAGUGUUUCAUCACGAUAAUGCCUGACCGCACAAAAGUUUGGUAACCCGUCAUAAGUUAUAGUUUGGAUGGGAUGUGCUACCACAUCCACAAUAUUCGCUAGAUCUGGGCAUCCUCGAAUUAUUACUUAUUUCAGUUUUUAAAAAAUUUCUUAAAUGUUAAAACAUUCACUUCAAAUGAGAAUGUCAAAAAUUACUUUGAUUAGUUUUUUGUAAGUAAAGAUCAAAAGUAUUAUGAGCGUGGAAAUAUGUUACUAUUGCUAGAAAAAUGGAAAAAGGUAUUGGAUCAAAAUGGUCAAUAUACAAUUCAAUAAAAUAUUUAUAUAUUAUAAAAGAAUUAUUUUUCAUUUUCACGAAAAAAAAAAAAAACGAAAUUACUUUCCGAAUAAUCCAAUAGAUUGCUACGACGAGUCACAACAUUUUCUCACAGGCACUACCUAUUGUAAGUUGAAUCAUUAGAUUAUAAUCGAUCGUUGGGAAGAUCAAUGUUCAAUAAUACCUUUAACUGUAGAUAAUUCAUUUUCUUUUUCACGAUGCACAUCGAAUUUUGCAUAGAUAGCGUAUCCAUACUUGAAAUAAGAGUUAACAAUCGAGAGCACGAUUUUUCCAUGCAUGAGGACAUCAAUUAUUACUAUAGUAGAAAAAUAGGGUAGAAGAAUAAUUUUCUACGAGUACUAAAAGUGGAUAAGAGCGAAUGGCCAAGAUUUUAGACAAGCUAAGAGCGCGCGCAUCCACGAAAAGAAAGAAAGAAAGAAAAAAAGAAAAGAGAGAGAUAAAAAGACUAAAU